CUCCCACGCCCCUGCGUCCCAAAAUCUGCGGCGCACAACCCGUCACGACGUCCGGUUUUCUUUCUCACCCCGAACCAUUGGACUAUAAAGAGCGGCCCACGUGGGCUAUUCUGUGUCUAAAUCAGUAUCUAACACACCAGCUGCUGUCCUUGCCGGUACUAUUUACAUUUACUACCAUGAUUGGCGCCAACGGACCAUCGCUCAGAGCCGCACGUGCUGUAGUCACCGGCGCCGUCUUCUUCACGCGUACUCUACGCACGGCCCGCGCUGCCGUUGAAAAGAUUCCCUCGACGUCUAUCUCAGUGUUGCGCUCAGUAGAGUCCGUACGUCGAUGGCGACAGCCGCACAUGCUGAAUCAGCGCAGCGUCGGUCUGGUGCCGACUAUGGGAGCUCUACAUGAGGGCCAUCUAGCUCUGAUUCGCGCCGCCGCUAAAGAAAACCACCACGUUGUCGUGAGCAUAUACGUCAACCCAGCCCAGUUUGGAAUUAAAGAAGACCUCUCUUCAUACCCUGUUACCUGGGAGAGCGAUACCGCCGCAUUAGCGAAGCUUGAUCGCGAGCUGGCUGACGAUGGCAGCAACUUUGGACGUAUCUCUGCCGUCUUUGCGCCAACGACGCCUGAAAUGUACCCGUCUGGUUUCCCGGGACAGGAGAUUGACAGCAAAGGCAGCUUUGUUACCAUAACGCCGGUUGGAGAGGUGCUUGAGGGAGCAAGUCGGCCGACCUUUUUUCGCGGGGUGGCGACGGUGUGUAUGAAGCUGUUCAACGUUGUACAACCUGAGCGCGUAUAUUUUGGCCAGAAAGAUGUUCAACAAACUGUGGUUAUCCGCAGGAUGACAGGCGAUCUUAUGCUCCCCACAGAAGUCAUUAUCUGCCCGACCGAAAGACAGGCGGAUGGACUCGCCCUCAGCUCUCGGAAUGUCUACCUCGGUCCGCGACGACGCAACGUGGGAGUCACGCUCUACCGGGCCUUGUCGGCAGCCGAACAGACUUACAAGGCUGGUAAGCUGGAUCGUGCUUCCAUACUCGGCGCUGCCAACGAGGUGAUCUCCCAGACACUGGAGGCGCAGACCAAACUGUCGGCAGCGGAGCGGGCGCUGUUCGACGUGGACUAUAUCUCGAUGGCUGAUCCAAACACUAUGUUGGAAAUUGAUGCUGUUGAUCCAGCACACGGCGCGGUGCUGAGUGGCGCUAUCAAGAUGCAUUCGUUGACGGAGACGCAACGUGGCGAGGAUGUUGGGCAUGCGGGCGGCCCUCCUGUACGACUUAUUGACAACAUUAUUCUUAAACCCGUCUCUAGUUAGUGACAUAAUCUCUUGACUUGUAUAUGUAUAUGUAUGGUAUGAUAAGGAGAAAGAAACAGAGCAAUAU
Messenger RNA from [Torrubiella] hemipterigena, 1371 nucleotides. Lineage: Eukaryota; Fungi; Ascomycota; Sordariomycetes; Hypocreales; Clavicipitaceae. The record is from the annotation of a GenBank genome assembly.